This is a messenger RNA of Tigriopus californicus, 1751 nucleotides long. RefSeq lists its product as uncharacterized. The record is from RefSeq and is a predicted model, not a curated record. The coding region runs from base 153 to 800 and encodes 215 amino acids. NCBI's taxonomy places the organism in Eukaryota, Metazoa, Arthropoda, Copepoda, Harpacticoida, Harpacticidae. The transcript is spliced from 5 exons.
AUUCAUAUUAGAGGACGUUGCGAGGACGGAGUGAAUGGCGACGUUGACGGCGCGCAGUCAGUCAUUCGAGCGAAUUUGAGAGAGGACGCAUACCGGAAGGCAGAUUUCGACCUUGAUUGAAGCAGAGAGAAUCGAAUCGUUGCUGAGGCAAGAUGUCCUCUUCCAAUCCAGUGGUGAAGACUAAAGUUCAGACCUUUGAAAGGUCUGGAUCAUCCACCUCUGUAUCAAAGCGGUUAUCAGUGACAGCCUCACGACGAUCGACCACGAUCGAGAGCAGCACAGGUGCGAGACUGGUAGCGAACAAGACAACCGCCAAUGGAGGUGCAAGCACCACCGCAACCACAACAGGGGAUGGAAAAUGUAUCUGCGAGAUAUGCACCUGUGGCCAUCACCGUUGCAAACAUCGACCAUCGACCACAAAUGUGGCAGAAGCGAAUAUGGCAGCCUCUUCGAUGUCGGUCUCAGAGGAACAACAAUUUUCUACGUCCUCGAUGGCAGCAGCUGUGACUUCGACUCAGUCGUCCCAAUCAGCUCAAAGAGCGAUGGAGGGCAAAGAACGUCGAUCUUCCGCCGGUGGACAAGCAUUGGUUGAACCAAGAAAAAUCAGUGACACGGCCUUGGCUAACCUUGGGUCCGAAGUGGAUGUGGGUCAAGCUCAAACAAGCUACAUGACUUCAGAAUCAAAAAGAGAAUCUUCUGCUAUGAGCCAUUCUCGCGAAUCACGAAGUGAAAUGAAGACCUAUGAGGCCAGAAAAUCGUCAGGAUCUUACGAAAAACAUAGUGGACAAUUCGACACAUAACAAAACUUGACAUAUCAUUGGACAAAAUGAAAGUCUGCAAGAACAAUCGACUCUUUAUUGACAACAACGGUAAUCAUGGAAAGAAUGGAUUCACAAAAGACCUGAGCUGAGCGCUACAGGGCAAAAUAAGUGAUUGCUAGGCUUGGGAAAAAAGGAAAAUAUCAAAAACCUAAGUUUGUACCUUAGUUGUAGGUACCUUAGUACCUUGAACCUAAGUUUGUGGACAAAUUACCUAGAUCGUUAUUUUGGGGAAAAUACCCCUUUUCCACCUUUAUGGCGUUAUCAACCUUUUUGAUGAAACGAUUAUGGGACUCUUGUAAGCUUGUUGAUUUUUCAUUUAGCCGUCAAAUAAAACAGGGUUCCUUCUCCGAUUCUUUGGAAAGAUUACGCCAUUCUUGAGCGAACAAGACAGCAACAACAAUUAACAACGAAAUAUUUGCUGGCAAAGUCAACUUCAAGGACAAAAACACUUAAAUAACAUCUAAAAUGCUCUUUUUGAGUUGCAUCAUUUUACGUAAAUUAUGCAACUUAUUCGAUUUUUUAAAAUAUUGACUGAUUCAACAUUUGUGACUCUCCAGCAAUUAUCUAGUCCACUAUGCCAAGUAAAAUUGAAAGAUUUAGAAUGAAAAAAUUAAUAUUUUAGCGAUCAGUUUUUUCAACACAUACAUGUACGAUAACAUGACUAAGGAUGACUAACGAUUAGAAAUAGGGAACAACGCGAAUUUUUAUUGUAUUUAUAUAAAAUGGACAUUUUCUAUCCGAAUUGAUCCGAUUUGAAUGCUGGCCAAUACUGCGCAUUACUGGUCCCCCAAAAGCAUUUAUUUUGAUUCGUUUGAAAGCAUGAGCCAUGUUUGAGUACUACAGUACAGUAUUUAUGUUUUCUCUUUGUUUGAACCUUUUUCCAGUCUUUUGUUCAAUAAAUAAGUUCAAAUGGAAAACCUUUUUUUGGCG